GUCGGCUUUUCGCACCAUAACAAACGAGCGACCGGCGUAGGAUCUGUAGUCGUUGGUAGCAUUGAUCUCUCGUGUUAGCAGUGUUUCAGCGGUAUACAAGUCCCCACGUAUGCAUGCAUUGCGGAUUGUCAUGUUUAUAGCGAGGAUCUUAGAAUCAGACAAAGCGUCUUCGGGUACGACUAUCGGAUCUAAGAUCUUCUGAUCACUUUUCAACAACUUCAUGAAAGUCGACACAAUUUGCGUGCUCUUCUUGAGUACGCUAGAAGGAACAGCACCUGAAUUUCUCGGCGCUUCACCGGCGAGAUCCAAAACACGUGGAUUUGGUUGCUCCAUCGCGGUGGAUGCGUUGCGAGUUCGUGAAGGCGACGCUCCAAAUAGUGACGACCGGGUUGUCAGAAAGUCAUCGCUGAGCUGCAGGGGAUAUCUCGGAGUGACUGAGGGGGUGAUCGUAUAUGCUGCAUUAGAAAAAUCAACUUGCGGCGACGUCUGCAUGAAAUGC
Messenger RNA from Suillus paluster, 499 nucleotides. RefSeq lists its product as uncharacterized. The annotation marks the transcript as partial. The transcript is spliced from 2 exons. Lineage: Eukaryota; Fungi; Basidiomycota; Agaricomycetes; Boletales; Suillaceae. The record is from RefSeq and is a predicted model, not a curated record.